UGAUAAUCCUUCUCUACUCAUCUCCUCAACUCCAAGACCCUCGUAAUCCUUUCUCUCUUUCUCUCCCAUAGAUCCCCAAAAAUGGCGUCAAUUCAAUAUGGGAAAUGAUCAUGGCAACUACUGAUCUUCGUUGCAUUUCUUCACAAUCUUAUGUUCAGUGCUUAUCAGGUCCUUGUUCUUAUCUUGAAGGGAUGGCCUCCUGAGGGUAUGAGGGUAUUAGGUUUAGUCAACCUGCUACACUGGAGAAUCUCAUGAUUCAGAGCAUACCAAGUUGGUAACAUUAUUUAUGAUAACAGAACAGCAAUGGAAGCAAUUACAAGCACCUCUUCCAUGGCUGCUGCAGAGUUCAUCACUCAGACUAUUGAAUUACUCGGUGAAGCAGCUGUAGAAGCCAAAAAUCUCUUUGUAGAGAAGGAGAGUUUUUUAGAACUUGCUUCAUAUUUGGAUAGAAUUGUUCCUCUUCUAAAAGAAUUAAAGAAAAGGGAUAUUAGUAACAUUGAGAGCAGUUUUGUUGAGAUCUUGAAUCAACAAGUCAAAGUUGCUAACCAACUGAUGACUGAUUGCAGCAAAAAGAACAGGGUGUACCUCUUAAUCAAUUGUCGGACCAUUACAAAACGCUUACAGGACAUUACAAGAGAAAUUAGCCGCGCAUUAAGUCUGAUUCCUUUUUCCCAGUUGGAUAUUUCAGCCAGUAUGGUGCAGGAACUUAGUCAGCUCUGUGAAAGUAUGCAGUCUGUAGAGUUCAAGACAGCUAUGGCAGAUGAAAUGAUUCUGGAGAAAAUAGAGACAGGAAUACACGAGAGGAAUGUAGAUCGCUCGUAUGCCAACAAUUUGCUAGUUUCAAUUGCACAGGCUCUGGGAAUUCCCACAGAAAGAUCUGCAUUAAAGAAGGAAGUUGAAGAUUUCAAAAGUGAAAUACAAAAUGCACAGCUCCAGAAAGACCAUGCUGAAGCCAUUCAAAUGGAUCAAAUAAUUUCUUUGCUGGAAAAGGCAGAUGCUACUCAUUCUUCAGAGGAAAAGGAAAGAAGCUAUUUGACAAAACGCACUUCGUUGGGUAGUCAACCGUUGGAGCCUCUCCAAUCAUUUUACUGCCCAAUCACCAGAGAAGUUAUGGUGGACCCUGUCGAAACUUCUUCUGGUCACACGUUCGAGAGAAGUGCAAUUGAGAAAUGGCUGGCUGAUGGGAGUAACUUGUGUCCCCUGACCAUGAUUCCUUUAGAAAAUUUAGUAUUACGACCUAAUAGAACUCUUAGGCAAUCAAUUGAGGAAUGGAAGGACAGGAAUACCAUGAUCACAAUUGCGUCAAUAAAAGCAAAACUCUCAAGACCAUCCUCAGAAAACGAGGAAGAAGUGCUUUGUAGCCUGGAACAGCUGCAAAACUUAUGUGAACAAAGAGACAUACAUCGGGAGUGGAUAGUGCUGGAGAAUUGCAUACCUAUCCUCGUGGAACUUCUUGGAGGUAGAAACCGAGAUAUAAGGACUCGUGCCCUUGUCAUGCUUUGCCUUUUGGCAAAGGAUAGUAAUGAUGCAAAGGAUAGGAUUGCAAAGGUCGAUGGCGUCAUCAAAUCUACAGUACGCUCACUUGGGCGUCGGGUUGCUGAAGGAAAAUGGGCAGUCGAAUUGCUAUUGGAAUUAUCACGCAAUGAGAUACUGCAAAAGAGCAUCGGGAUGGUUCAGGGAUGCAUACUACUUCUGGUGACCAUGUCCAACAGUGAUGACACUCAAGCUGCCACCCUUGCAAGGGAGCUCUUGAACAAUCUUUCAUUCUCUGAUCAAAAUGUCAUCCAGAUGGCAAAAGCUAAUUAUUUUACGCAUCUGCUGCAGCGGCUAUCUUCAGGUUCAGAAGAUGUAAAGAUGAGCAUGGUAACGACAUUGGCAGAAAUGGAAUUGACAGAUCAUAGCAAGUCUUCUUUAUUAGAAGGAGGCGCGCUAGAUUCACUUCUUCCCUUGCUCUCAAAUGGCAAUCCUAGGAUGAAGGAAACAGCAGCUAAAGCACUUUGUAACGUAUCAAGCUUACCGAAAAGUAGCAUGCAAAUGAUAAAACGAGGUUCAGUGAGUCUGUUGGUCAAUAUUCUUUACAAUCACACAUCGUCCCACUGUUUACAGGAUGAAGUUGCAGCUAUAAUCAUGAAUCUUGCCAUAUCGACCAUGUCCCAGGAUUCCAAUGGAACGCUCGUUUCGUUAUUUGAAUCUGAUGGAGAUAUUGAUAGCCUCUUUUCCUUUAUUGGCUGUACAAGGCCUUCGGUGCAAGAAAGUUUACUUCAUUCUUUUUAUGCCAUGUGCCAUUCUCCUUUAGCUGCUACUGUAAAAGCAAAGUUGAGACAGAAUUCUGACAGCGAACAAUUACUGGUGGCUUUAUGUAAAGAUGAACACCAGAAAGUACGGGCAAAUGCUGUUAAGCUGUUCUGUUGUUUGACAGAAGAUGGUAAUGACAAAGAGAUCAUAGACCGCAUGGGGCAGCAAUCAAUCGAGACUCUGAUAAAGAUAAUACGGUCUUUUAGUGAUGAAGAGGAGACUGCUUCUGCUUUGGGUGUCAUCUCAAACCUCACACAGUCACCUCAACUCACUGAGUCAUUGUUGAGAGCUGAUGGGCUGCCCAGUAUAUCAGCCCGUCUUCACGAUGGAAUGCAUAAUGGGCCCCAGAAGAAACGCUUGAUAGAAAAUUCUGUUGGAUCACUAUGUCAUUUUACCAUCCCGACAAACCAACAGUCACAGAAGAAAGUAGCCGAGGCGGGUGUCAUUCCUUUACUGGUCCAGUUGUUAGAGCUAGGUACCAGUGUGACCAAACGAAAAGCAUCCAUUUCUCUUGCUCAACUUUCUGAAACCUCCUUCCAGUUAAGCCGGCCAAUCCCCAAACCGUUGGGGGGGUUAUUCAGGUGCUUCUCACCUCAAUCAGAAUCCGGGUGCCCAGUUCAUCAAGGAAUUUGCACCAUAGAGUCAUCCUUUUGUCUGGUGGAAGCUAAUGCAGUUUCACCAUUGGUGACACUUCUGGGAGAUCCUGAUCAAGAUGUCUGUGAAGCUUCUCUAGAUGCCUUAUUGACCUUAAUUGAAGCUGAAAGGCUUCCAUAUGGCUCUAAAGUGCUUUCUGAAGCUAAUGGUAUUCAUCCGAUCAUAAAGUUACUUAACAGCACUUCUUCAAGUUUGCAGGAAAAAGUACUGAACGCGUUGGAGAGAAUUUUCCGACUGGUGGAUUUUAAGCAAAAAUACGGACCGUCGGCUCAGUCGCCUUUAGUCGAGUUGACUCAGAGGGGAAACAACAAAACAAAAUCUUUGGCAGCCAGGAUUCUUGCUCAGUUAAAUGUGCUCCAUGAUCAAUCAUCUUAUUUCUAGAAGCAUUUUAUUGGUGAUAUUUAUGAUGAUCAGUGGGUAGGUUAUCUCCUGACUGGUAGCAUUGCAUAUGAUUGUUAGGGAAAACUUUGGGUUCUUAGCUCAGUGGAAAUUUUUGGCAUUGAUUUUGUGCACAGCUUCUGUAUUCUAUUGUAUAUUACAUUCAUACAUAACUCAAUUUAAAAUUCAUG
Messenger RNA from Cynara cardunculus var. scolymus (artichoke), 3518 nucleotides. RefSeq names its product U-box domain-containing protein 44-like. Lineage: Eukaryota; Viridiplantae; Streptophyta; Magnoliopsida; Asterales; Asteraceae. Bases 304 to 3330 code for a protein of 1008 amino acids. Gene Ontology annotation, biological process: protein ubiquitination; cell surface receptor signaling pathway. The record is from RefSeq and is a predicted model, not a curated record. Gene Ontology annotation, molecular function: ubiquitin-protein transferase activity; protein binding. The transcript is spliced from 5 exons.